Molecule: messenger RNA, 1739 nt
Organism: Tyto alba (common barn owl)
Lineage: Eukaryota; Metazoa; Chordata; Aves; Strigiformes; Tytonidae
Gene: GTF3C6
Product: general transcription factor IIIC subunit 6
Exons: 6
Coding region: 44-706 (220 amino acids)
Biological process (GO): transcription by RNA polymerase III
Cellular component (GO): transcription factor TFIIIC complex
Source: RefSeq, a predicted model, not a curated record
GCUGAGGGGAGGCGGCGGGGGGGGGGGUGUGCUCGCUGGUGAUAUGGCGGCGGCGAGCGCGGAGUGGGGCGACGGGAAAGAUGAAGCGGAGGAAGAGGAGGUGGAGGAACAGCUGGUCAUGGUGGAGCUAUCGGGAAUUAUUGAUUCAGACUUCUUAGAAAAAUGUGAAAACAAAUGCAAGAUUUUGGGAAUAGAGACAGAGAGACCCAUUUUACAAGUGGACAGAUAUGUAUUUGCGGGAGAAUAUGAAGAUACCUUGGGAACCUGUGUGGUUUUUGAAGAAAACACAGAGCAAGCAGAUGCAGAAGGCAACCAAAAAGUACAGCUGAAGUACAAGUGCCACACAAUGAAGAAGCUGAACAUGACACGGACACUUUUGACAGAAAAGAAAGAAGGAGAAGAGAAUGUUGGUGGAGUGGAGUGGUUGCAGAUCAAAGACAGAGAUUUUUCCUACAGCAGGCCUAAUACGAUUUGCAGCUUUCUGCGUGAAAAAGAAGAUUCUGAGGAGUCAGCUCAGGCCCAAGACAAAUUGACUGAAGAGUCGGAGGGAGAGGUGAGUGGCGAGGGAAAUUCUGACAUGAAUUGUGAUCUGGAGAAGCCUCACAGCUUGGAAAUAGAUGCCUCUAUCCCUCUGCCUGACAGCCCUGCUUCUGGGGCAGAGGAUUCUCCUUCUGAAAGUGUUGCCUUAGACGACGCCCCUCCAUGAUAUCAGCUCUGAUCUUUUCAGGAUUUCUUCAUGGAGUUAAUGGGCCAACUUUUAAAUGCCAACUUCUAUAGGCCAUGACAUGGUUUCCAAUUUAUCUGAGCAAUUCAUAGUGGAAAAAAUGGACAUGGUGUUCUUGUGCAUUGCUUUAUGUUUGCAUUAUAGUGGGGAGGGCUUAAGUGUUUUUUAAAAAUGUUAACUGGAAAUGUGCGUGUAUCUACCUCAAAAAAAGAAGAGGAAAUGAUUACAUAAUGAAAAACAUCCCAACCUUUGAAAAAUGUUGAUGUAUUAUACAGUCUGAGACAUUUUAUAAAAGGAAAAAAGAUAUUGUUUAAAAUAAAGCCCUGAAUUUUUCAAGUAUAGCUUCACUUUGUGUGUCAUAUUGAGCCGCAUACUAUAUCCAUUCUUGUACUGCAGUUACUGUAAGAAAAAUUUCAAGUAAGUGUGGCUUUUACUACUUGCUUGAUUACUCAUUAAAUUGCUUAGUUUGGAUUUUUCUCUAGCAUCGUUUGUCCCCAUAAUGGAUCUUAGAAAUCCUUCAUUUGGGAAGGGGCUUGAGGAGGUCUCUUGUCCAGCUUCCUACUUAAAAUAGUCUCAACACUGAAUUUGAGCCACGUUGUUCAGGGCUUUGUCCAGUCAAGUCUUGAAAACGCCUGUGGACUAGUCAGCAACUGAAAUCUAGGUCUUGAUGAGUCAUCUGUCACUCUUCCCCCAUUUUCUAUAUAAUAUAAUGUGUGUUAUCCAAAUGAAGUCUCUUUUAUUUCCCCUACCCCCCAGUAACUUCUUGGCUCUAAUCUUCUCUGGCACUUCUCGGAAGGUUUUUAUGCCUAAGAACCUGUACCCAUGCAUCAGUGGUUCGCAGACUCAUCCAUGUGGCUGUAUUGUGGCCUCUAGUUAGUCUGUGGGUUGACACUACAUACUGCUACAUCAUUUAUAUUGUCACAUAGUAUUUCACAUAAAAGUUGAGUAUGUGGUGCAUACAUAAACCAUAUUCUUCCUAACCUUUCUUCCCUCCUACCUUUUUCUGCCUCCUUCA